UGCGCAGGCGGCGGCCGCGAGCGGCGGGGGCCGAGCCCGGCCCACGUGCGCCGCGGGGCUGGGGGAAGGGAAAGGCGGCGCGGCCCAGGCCCGCAUCCUCUCCUCUCCUUUCCUUUCCUCUGGUCCGGGAUGCCACCCGGCCCGCCGUGAGGCACCGCGCCAUGGGGCCGGAUCCAGGCUGGAGCGCGCUGGUGCUGCUCUUCGCCGCCUCGCUGCUCACCGUCGCGGCCUGGCUGCUCCAGUACUGGCGGGCGGCGGCCCUGCGGGUGCUGUGGCGGCGGCGGCGGCCGCCGGUGGUGGCGGAGGAGGAAGCCGGGGCCCGGGCGCUGCUCGCCGCGCUGCUCGCCCUCCGGUCCCUGCGGGAGCAGUGGCAGCGGGCCUGGGUGCGGGCCCUCAACAGCCAGGCGCGCCGGCACGGGAGUUCAGUGCAAAUCACAUUUGAAGAGGGUCCUCAGUUGCCACCAGCAGCAAAUAUAAGCUGUGUGACGUGCAAAGGCCAGUCGGACUGCAGCAUGGUGCUUUACUGCCAUCUGUCUGCAGAAGCCGUGAAAUUCCCUGUCUCUGUAACGCAGCAAUCCCCAGCUGCUGUUUCUGUGGAUACGUAUCAUGUCACUUUGUCUCUGCUGCAGGCUAAGGUGGAGAUCCACUUGGAGGAGAUACAGAAUGAGGGUCUCCUGGUGUCGUGGACGUUCAAGGACAGGCCAGACUUGAAUCUGUCAGUUCUUCCAAGAUUUCAACCUCAUGAGAAGAAUGACGGGAGAGUGGGUCUGUCUACCAUAAAGGAUCUGAUCGAGGAUACCAUUGUCAGCACACAGCCAGCCUUGAUGGUACACCUGAAAGCCUGCACCGCAGGAACUGGGGUGGUAUCCAGCAGUAAAUCGACUCGAGAUUCCCCCGGUGUAGUAGCAGGCCCUCUAGGUUCCAAGCUUUUCCUACGGAAUCUUCACGUGCUGAACUUGGGCUCCCAGGAAAAGGCAGGAGUUGAGGAGAUCUGCUGUGUCGUAGAGCUAGACAGUCCCCCACAGCAGAAAUGGAUGAGGCCAUUGACAGCUGGGAGUGCCAGCACUGCUGCAGAGAUGGAGUGGAACGAGGAGCUCGUUCUUGAUUUGGGACCUAGAAGUAAGGAGCUGAAGCUACAGGUGCUGGGGAGCAGCGGCAGAGGUGAAGAUGUGCUGCUGGCCCAUACUACUCUUUUGCUUGAUCCUUCGAGCAAACGGCCAUCCGGGAGACAGAUCUGCUCUCUGGCCCCCGGACCUGGGCAGUCGCUGGCAGCUGAAGCUACCAUUGUACUGGAGCUCUUAUACCAGGAUUCUUCUACAUCUCUAAAUGCUCAGCACGCCACAUCUCUGCGUACCAGCAUCACCCCCACCAAGAAGGUGGAGAUGGACCGGACCAUCAUGCCUGAUGGCACAAUCGUGACUACUGUCACCACAAUUCAGUCCCGGCCCAAAGCCGACUGCAAGCUGGAUUCACCCUCAAGAUCGCCAUCCAAGGUGGAAGUAACUGAAAAGAAGACAACGGUUCUUUUGGAGAGCAGCUGUCCUCGCAGCCUCUUGGCCAGCAGUAGCAGGGACAGCCAGAUGCCUAAUGGCUUGGAUCCGGUGGCUGAGACGGCAAUCAGGCAGCUAACUGAGACAAAUAACAAGCCCGCCAAGAAGACCCCAACAAAACGUAGCACGCUGAUCAUCUCGGGAGUUUCCAAGGUACCUAUUGCUCAGGAUGAAAUGGCACUUUCUCUGGGUUAUGCUGCAUCCAUGGAGGCCACAGUGUACGGGGCUUCUGGGGCGCUGAGUGCAGCGGAGCAGAUGCACGAUUCCACUGAGUCGUCACAGCUGCUGGAAGCGUCACCAUCAGGACCAGGGGCCAGUCAGGAGCUGGAUGAGACAACGCGAUCAGACAUCUCCGAGAGACCAUCCAUGGAAGAUGUUGAAUCCGAAACUGGCUCCACAGGAGCCCUUGAGACUAGGAGCUUGAAAGAUCACAAAGUUAGUUUUCUUCGGAGUGGUACCAAGCUCAUCUUCAGGAGAAAGACCAAGCAGAAAGAAGCUGGCCUGAGCCAGUCUCACGAUGACUUGACCAAUGUCACCACUAGUUCUGCCAGCAAGAAGAAAGCCGGCAGCUUCUCCCACCGCCUCAUCAAACGCUUCUCCUUCAAGUCUAAAUCCAAACCUAAAGCUAAUGACAACACAACAGGUGAGAACUGAAGGAGGGAGAUACUGGUUGGAAAGAUCAUACAGAAAUCCUCUCUUAGUCUUUUGUCUUCCCGCUCCAUGGUAUGUGAGAUCUGCAGUCCGGUUCCUUCCAACCUUGGCGGAGGGAAGACACCCCAGUGCUUUACACUGUUUGGGGAGCAAAGGUGGCAUACCCAGGGCUGAGACUGCACAGCCUUCUGUGACUGUUAUGCUCUCCCCAAAAAAAUCCAGCAGGCAUGCUAAUCCCCGUGGGGUUCCCAGGAGCUGCAGAAGUGACUCUGUCCGGCUGUCCAGCUUCACUAGGCGCUUCCUGGCACCUGUCAAGUGACAGCCUCGGAGUUAAAAAAACUGAGAAACUGCCAAGUUAGCUGCAUUUUCGAGAGCUGCGGUAUGUAGCCUUGCUCGAUUCUGCUCUUGAGAGAGAAUGGUGCGGUUGCUGACCAUUCUGUUGUUGCUCCUGCUCGAUGCAGAGGCUGUAACGUGACUGAGGUGUGGUGUGGGACGAUGUGUGCGUUCCUGGGCUAUGUGCUGUGAGCAGAACAAGCUGCUGUUCCCCACCCAGAUUGGCUAUUGGAAUGGUCUCCGUUUCAGAAGGUGUGAAAGGUGCCUUUUUUCUGUGCUACACUGAUGAAGAAAGGAGUCUCUAAGAAGAAGGAAACCUUAACCACUAGACGAGUUUUUGUAGAAGACCCAGUCCUUGCAAGAACAUCCGUUUGCUGCUUUUGGUGCUUCUUUGUCAAUGUUCUGGAGUGGGGAAGGGGCCAUGGGACGUAUUUGUACCAGCCAUCUUCCUGUACAAGUGGAAACGUUUUCCUUGUGGGUGGUUAGGGCCAUCUCUGGUAGGGCACAGGGGAAACGGAGGCUGUGGUCCAGUUCUGUGGUUCUCCUUAGCAGUUCUGACUCCAGUGCCUGAUGUGCUGGGGAUGAACAGUGAGGAACGUGGCAGUGUGAAGUGGAACCUGAGUGAAGAGCUUACGUGUUUGCACUGAUGAACAGCAUUUCUUGUAGCAGAAAGAGCCUUUCCUGAUGGCAUGGGAAAUAACCUCCUUGUAGAAAAUGUUAUCCUCUACGUUUAAAGCGUGGGCCUUUCUGCAGUGGGUGUUCCUUGAGGGAGAGCUGCAUGGGGGAAAAAUCAGCUGCUCGCAGAGGAGGAAACUGCCCUUCUAAAUGAAUGUUUUCCCAGUCUCUUGAAAUACGUGCGUUGUGAAUAUCCCAAGAGGCCCCGUUUGAAUGAGUGUAACAACACUCCUUAGAAAAAUGCUUAUUCGUUGUUAAUGUAGAUUGUUUGAAUGGAAGCUCUUGCUCUUCUGUAGAGCUGCAGAGAUAGGGAAAUGGGUCAAAGGGGAGGAAAAGAAGUUUGGCGGAGAGAUUGUGUAAGCCUGGGUGGGGUCUUUAGCUCUGUUCUCCUGUUAAAAUACCUCCUGAGGUGGGGGCUGUUGCUAUACUUCAUUCAAGAGGCAACCCAAUUGGAAAAGUAGCAGUACUCUGGAAUUGUGUGAUACAAUGCAUCGUGUUAUUCAGAAGACCAAAUCCUGGGUUACUGAUAAGGCCAUGUGCUAUUUCCAAAGGCUGAAAUGUGUUUGGUAUGCUGUUGUGAAGCAAUUUACAGGCAGGAAUUUUAGAGUGCAUCCCAAAAGUAUCAGGAAGUUGGGAAGGCCUUACUGAGCUUGUUCCCACUUUGUGGGCUCCAGGAUAUGGCUGCUAACGAGUGGCGAUGGAAUUACUGUUUUUGAUUUGAGCUUUGACCUGUCAGAAAUAUUGGGAAUAUUCCGCACUGUUGUCUGUGGGAUGAAUGGCACACAGGGUGCACAACAGUGGUUGUGUAUUCUCCCUUGAACUGUUGGUGGCACUCUUUAUCAUGGGCUUUUUUUUUUUUUAUACUGGAUAUGAAAAUUUGUAUCUGGCUAGAUGCAAAUAAUCCUUGCAGCAGAAAGGGUUAUUGUUAAGGUCAGAUGGAGCAUAUCCCCAAACAUUAAUUCCUGCAUCUGCUUGUGUUUUCUUUCUGCCACAUCAUUGCUCCUCAAAGUUUUACAGUGUAGGACUGAUACUGUAGCUUUCAAUUUUCUACAAAAUCUUCUCUGGGUGCAGAAUAUUUUUUUUCAGAGUAUUUGGGUAAGCUGCUGUGUCUUGGCUAUGUGAGUGUGUGUGAAUCUCCUGACUUACUGAAGCCAAGAACGGUAACAAAUCCGCCUUGUGGGGAGGUGUGAUUAUUGGCCUGAGGAACGAUUCUUUUAUCCUAAUAUCCUAACUUUCUCAAAAGGGAAAGGGAAGGUGAUGGAAGUCUCUGGUCUCCAGAAACUGUAGAGAAGGUCCCAUGGAGUUUUCACUCAUAAAGCUGCUGUAUAAAAAAAUCUGUUUGUGUUUAGUCACCUCUUGUGCUUUUUGCUUUAAAACAAAAGAAAUGGUGUUUGAAAUCAGCUUUUCCCUGUUUAACUUCUUGUGGGUACUCAUGCCCUUGGUGCCAUUGACCAAAUAAGUGGGGGGAGAGGAGUGUCAGAGUGGUGGACUUGAACAAAGAGAUGCUUCUGAAAGAGCUCAGCCUCCUUACGUGGGCUGUAUUCCAAAUGCAACGUUUCAUUGCUGGCUACGCAAGUAGAAAGAGUGACCGUUAAAAAAGCCAAAGUAUUCUUUUUUUUUUUUCUUUUUCCUGGUGUUUUAGCUGAACAGAGUUAGGAUUUACAUAUGCUGUGUGUUCUCACUUCUUUGAAGAAAACAGAUCGCUCUAGCUGUACGCUUGUAACUGCAGCUGUCCGGACACACCCUUCCCCCUGUUUUGGUAAGGCUUUUAAGAACCUUCCCGUUGAAAAGCCCUUAGCAUCUGCCUGCAAAGGGCGUUCUGUGAUUUUGCAGCCUCUUAAAGUAAGAAAAAACAUUAACGUGAAUGAAGGAGACCGCAAAACCUCAUUUUUUGGGGGGUGCUGUGAGCUUUAAUGCGGUGGAACUCAACUGAAGCCUGGUGGGACAGGGACUCUGUCAGGUGAUGGGGUUGGAAUUAGAUGAUCUUAAAGCUCCCUUCCAGUCUGAAACAUUCUGGGGUUCCGUGAUUUGGAGAGGAGGUUCAAAGCGUGUACAAUCCAAAGGGAGAGGGAUUGUAGACAUGUAUAUGUGCUUUUGUAGUCGAGCAUGGGUCUUGAGGGGGAGAGAGGGUGGAGACUUUGCAGCUAGCUGGAGAGCAGCUCAGGGGAGGGGAGCGUCAGGAAAACUUCAAACUGCUGUGAGUGCGAGAGGCACGGGCUGUUUCUACACCAUAUCUGUGUGUGUGUGAGUGUGUAUGCGAGGAAGCAUUCUGUGUUUUAUUUUCAGAUUUGUUUUUAGAGGUGCUGCAUCGUGUGGCAGCCACUCUCCUUCCCUGUGUGCUAAUCCUAGAGGGAGGUUACUGGGUAGCUGGCGAGAUGCUUGACCGGUGGGUGGAUGCUCCUGGUGCGUUCUGGAGUCUUUUGCCUCGUUCUCCCUUCCCUGCCCCUAACUCACGGUGAGUGUAAGGAUCCAGCAACAGUUCUGUCCGGUGGUCAAACUUCUGGAAAAGGUCUUUGUGUACGUGCAGGAAUCACAGCUCUUUCUACAAGCGUGACUGCUCCGUACCACCUCUCUUUGCUUGUAGAGGUACUGGACCAAAUCCCCAUGCUGAAUCUGAAAUUAGCACCCCUCCUUUUGUGUGCUCAUUUUUUUUUUUUUUGUACUUUAAUACCUUCUUUCUGGGUGGUUUAUUUUAACCCCAGAUUGUCUAGAGGAAAAAACAAAACUAGGAACUGUGUAGUUACUUAAGAGAUGACAAUAAAACGACUUAAUUCAGAGUAAAUGAAUGAAGUUCUUGCACCUUUGUAAAUGUUGAAGAAUUCCAUUGCUGUGUAAUGGCUGAACCUGUUAACUUAUUAAAACCCAUGGAAAUAAAAA
This is a messenger RNA of Anas platyrhynchos (mallard), 6086 nucleotides long. RefSeq names its product C2CD2 like (gene C2CD2L). Gene Ontology annotation, biological process: positive regulation of insulin secretion involved in cellular response to glucose stimulus. Gene Ontology annotation, cellular component: cytoplasmic side of apical plasma membrane. The record is from RefSeq and is a predicted model, not a curated record. Gene Ontology annotation, molecular function: phosphatidylinositol transfer activity; phosphatidylinositol binding. Lineage: Eukaryota; Metazoa; Chordata; Aves; Anseriformes; Anatidae.